AUGAAGGAUGAGGCACGGCCUUAUCAGUAUCACGGGAAUACUAUUAUAGUCUUCAUUGGCGAGGAACUUUCACGAAAACAUCUUCAAGCUGGACAUACCUUUUUCCAGGGAUCAGCGAGUGCCAGCGUCCUUGUCAGGCGAUUAAUUAACCGCAUUCAAACCAUUGAAAAUCGAACCAAUGGGUUAGAAUGCAGACUCUGCUGCUUGCGAAAGACAUUUACCUUCAUAGACUCUCUUCCUUUACCCGGAUACCAGGAUAAGGCGCAAGCACUUCGCAUACUCUGGGAAUACGUUAGAUGCUUGGAACCAUGUAUAAUUGGUGCAGAACGCUCCAAGCAUAACCUGCUAAUUGAGGUUCUGAAAAGCACCAGCGAAUACCUCUCAGGACAUAAUGAGUUUGUUGUGAGAUCGACAAAUGACAAAGUUGAUGUGAGCUGGAGGGAUGAGGUUCCAAUCAAGAAAGGGCGAGUCACGGGCCUUGAUUCUAAGGCGAUUAUUGGGAGCCUUAAGGAAAUCAUUACACAUAGGUUGAACGCCUUAGACAAAGGAAUGGAAUGA
This is a messenger RNA of Aspergillus ochraceoroseus IBT 24754, 558 nucleotides long. RefSeq lists its product as uncharacterized. The coding region runs from base 1 to 558 and encodes 185 amino acids. The transcript is spliced from 2 exons. Lineage: Eukaryota; Fungi; Ascomycota; Eurotiomycetes; Eurotiales; Aspergillaceae. The record is from RefSeq and is a predicted model, not a curated record.